UUUCGUAAAAGGAAGAAGGAGGCGACUUCCAAAUUUUGAAUUAGUCCUUGUGGGAAAAAGAAGAGGGAAAUCCAUAACCUUCUGCAAGGUCUGGGCCCCAUCUCUGGGUCUCACGAAAGUUGGCCAACGGGGAGGAAGACGGAUCCGAGAGGGGCGGGGAGACGUUACGUUGACGCGGACGCGACCCUGCCCAAUAGCGUUUGGCGGGAUUUCCGAAGGCUGCAGGUUCGGCGCGCGCUGCUGCCUGAGACCGAGGUCUGAGGAGAGCUCAGACGCGCAGCUGGGAGCUGAGAAGUUUCCUGUAUUCCGUGCCGAAGGCCGGAGCAGGGGAGUAGAGAGGUGGACGCGGCGAGGGGCUCUGCACUCCGUCCGGGGUCGAGCGCGCGCGGGUCCAGCGGACUGAGGUUCGGAACGCUCAGCCGGCCAGAGCGGGUAGCGCUGCAGGCCGAGUAUUGAACACUGAGUAAUGGCUAUGCAGAUGCAGCUUGAAGCAAAUGCAGAUACUUCGGUGGAAGAGGAGAGCUUUGGCCCACAGCCUAUUUCACGAUUAGAGCAAUGUGGCAUAAAUGCCAAUGAUGUCAAAAAAUUGGAAGAAGCUGGAUUCCACACCGUGGAGGCUGUUGCCUAUGCACCAAAGAAGGAGCUAAUAAAUAUUAAGGGGAUUAGUGAAGCCAAAGCUGAUAAAAUUCUGACCGAGGCAGCUAAAUUAGUUCCAAUGGGUUUCACCACUGCUACUGAGUUCCACCAAAGGCGAUCCGAGAUCAUACAGAUUACUACUGGCUCCAAAGAGCUUGACAAGCUACUUCAAGGAGGAAUUGAGACUGGAUCCAUCACAGAGAUGUUUGGAGAAUUCCGAACUGGGAAGACCCAGAUCUGUCAUACAUUGGCUGUAACAUGCCAGCUUCCCAUCGACCGAGGUGGAGGUGAAGGAAAGGCCAUGUACAUUGACACUGAGGGUACCUUCAGGCCAGAACGGCUGCUAGCAGUGGCUGAGAGAUACGGCCUCUCUGGCAGUGAUGUCCUGGAUAACGUAGCAUAUGCCCGGGCGUUCAACACAGACCACCAGACCCAGCUCCUUUAUCAAGCAUCAGCCAUGAUGGUAGAGUCCAGGUAUGCACUGCUAAUUAUAGACAGUGCCACCGCCCUCUACAGAACGGACUAUUCGGGUCGAGGUGAGCUUUCAGCCAGGCAGAUGCACUUGGCCAGGUUUCUGCGGAUGCUUCUGCGACUUGCUGAUGAGUUUGGUGUAGCAGUGGUAAUCACCAACCAGGUGGUAGCCCAAGUGGAUGGAGCAGCCAUGUUUGCUGCAGAUCCUAAAAAACCUAUUGGAGGAAAUAUCAUUGCUCAUGCCUCAACAACAAGACUAUACCUGAGAAAAGGAAGAGGGGAAACAAGAAUCUGCAAAAUCUAUGACUCUCCUUGUCUUCCUGAAGCUGAAGCUAUGUUUGCCAUCAAUGCGGAUGGAGUGGGAGAUGCCAAAGACUGAAUCAUUGGGAUUUUUACCCUGUGACAAACCUGAAGUGCUGCAGCCUAAUGGAGAGGAUUGCUCCCUGGGGUUCUUCCCAGGCCUCUUUCAGCUGUGACUGCCAGGAAAAGGCUUCCAGGAAAACAGCUAUUAUAUUGGCUUUUUUAUGGUGUAAACACGAGCAGGUCAGUAGUCACAAGCUGAUCUGAAAUGUUUAUUCCUUCUAGAGUGUAUUAAUCUCUCUGUGAAUUCUUUGGUUUUGGGGGGUAGGUAUGAAAUACCUUUGACAUCAUAGUGCCUUGGGGUUGACUCAGGAUUAACUGCUGUCUACUAGACAGUCUUAGGUCUCUAGAAGAACUAAAGCUAGGGAGGCAGGCAUGACUUCUCUCACUGUCUGAAUAAUGUUGAAAAAAAAAAAAAAAGAUGCCUGAGCUAUGUACAAAGAGAAUGGAUCUCCUCACAGGUUUCUUUUUCUCUGUUUAUAAAACUGUUAAGUCAGAAGCA
Messenger RNA from Phacochoerus africanus (Common warthog), 1969 nucleotides. RefSeq names its product RAD51 recombinase (gene RAD51). Gene Ontology annotation, cellular component: condensed nuclear chromosome. The transcript is spliced from 10 exons. The coding region runs from base 467 to 1486 and encodes 339 amino acids. Gene Ontology annotation, biological process: mitotic recombination; DNA recombinase assembly; DNA strand invasion. The record is from RefSeq and is a predicted model, not a curated record. Gene Ontology annotation, molecular function: single-stranded DNA binding; DNA strand exchange activity; ATP binding. NCBI's taxonomy places the organism in Eukaryota, Metazoa, Chordata, Mammalia, Artiodactyla, Suidae.